AUGGAGACGGAGUAUGUCCACAUGAUGAGAAGUUUAUCAGGAGCAUAUCGAAGUGAAGAAGAGAUGUUAAUAACCAAAGGUCCAUGGACAGAGGAAGAGGAUUCUGUUCUCUUCAACUACAUCACUGUCCACGGCGAAGGACAAUGGAAUUCUGUCGCUCGUUCUGCAGGUCUAAAACGAACAGGCAAAAGCUGCAGAUUAAGAUGGUUGAACUAUUUGCAUCCAAGUGUUCGACGUGGGAAUAUAACCCUCCAAGAACAGCUCUUGAUUCUUGACCUCCAUUCCCGCUGGGGCAAUAGGUGGUCAAAAAUAGCUGAGCAGUUACCGGGCAGAACAGACAACGAGAUAAAAAAUUAUUGGAGAACCAGAGUGGUGAAACAGGCUAACCGACUCAAAUGUGAUAUCAACAGCAAACAAUUCAGAGACACGUUACGUUUUGUAUGGAUGCCACGCAUGCAGGAGCGGAUCCAGGCUCAGGCCUCAUCCGUGAGUACUGGAUCCAACACUGAAGCACACAGCGACCCUUUUGAAGAAAACCCCUGUUUGUUGUCAGAGGUUGAUGUUCAUGUCCCUUCUCUCUCUGAUUCUAGCGUAUGCGUAUCUAGAUACAGUGCAGAGAAAGGUUACAAUCCAUGGCAGAUGAGAAACUACUCGGAUAUACCAGGCUAUGGUUUCGGUGGUGUGGACUUGUGGACGGAUGAAAAUAUAUGCUUCUUGCAACAGCAGCUAGCUGAUGAUUAA
Molecule: messenger RNA, 741 nt
Organism: Gastrolobium bilobum
Lineage: Eukaryota; Viridiplantae; Streptophyta; Magnoliopsida; Fabales; Fabaceae
Product: transcription factor MYB78-like
Exons: 3
Coding region: 1-741 (246 amino acids)
Biological process (GO): regulation of DNA-templated transcription
Cellular component (GO): nucleus
Molecular function (GO): sequence-specific DNA binding; DNA-binding transcription factor activity
Source: RefSeq, a predicted model, not a curated record